AUGAGAAGAAGGCAAGGAGAAGAAGGCAAGGAGAAGAAGGCAAGGAGAAGAAGGCAAGGAGAAGAAGGCAAGGAGAAGAAGGCAAGGAGAAGAAGGCAAGGAGAAGAAGGCAAGGAGAAGAAGGCAAGGAGAAGAAGGCAAGGAGAAGAAGGCAAGGAGAAGAAGGCAAGGAGAAGAAGGCAAGGAGAAGAAGGCAAGGAGAAGAAGGCAAGGAGAAGAAGGCAAGGAGAAGAAGGCAAGGAGAAGAAGGCAAGGAGAAGAAGGCAAGGAGAAGAAGGCAAGGAGAAGAAGGCAAGGAGAAGAAGGCAAGGAGAAGAAGGCAAGGAGAAGAAGGCAAGGAGAAGAAGGCAAGGAGAAGAAGGCAAGGAGAAGAAGGCAAGGAGAAGAAGGCAAGGAGAAGAAGGCAAGGAGAAGAAGGCAAGGAGAAGAAGGCAAGGAGAAGAAGGCAAGGAGAAGAAGACAAGGAGAAGAAGACAAGGAGAAGAAGACAAGGAGAAGAAGACAAGGAGAAGAAGACAAGGAGAAGAAGACAAGGAGAAGAAGACAAGGAGAAGAAGACAAGGAGAAGAAGACAAGGAGAAGAAGGCAAUGAGAAGGCAAGGAGAAGAAGGCAAUGAGAAGGCAAGGAGAAGAAGGCGGAGACCAGAGAAGGCAAGGAGAAGAAGGCAAGGAGAAGAAGGCAAGGAGAAGAAGGCAAGGAGAAGAAGGCAAGGAGAAGAAGGCAAGGAGAAGAAGGCAAGGAGAAGAAGGCAAGGAGAAGAAGGCAAGGAGAAGAAGGCAAGGAGAAGAAGGCAAGGAGAAGAAGGCAAGGAGAAGAAGGCAAGGAGAAGAAGGCAAGGAGAAGAAGGCAAGGAGAAGAAGGCAAGGAGAAGAAGGCAAGGAGAAGAAGGCAAGGAGAAGAAGGCAAGGAGAAGAAGGCAAGGAGAAGAAGGCAAGGAGAAGAAGGCAAGGAGAAGAAGGCAAGGAGAAGAAGGCAAGGAGAAGAAGGCAAGGAGAAGAAGGCAAGGAGAAGAAGGCAAGGAGAAGAAGGCAAGGAGAAGAAGGCAAGGAGAAGAAGGCAAGGAGAAGAAGGCAAGGAGAAGAAGGCAAGGAGAAGAAGGCAAGGAGAAGAAGGCAAGGAGAAGAAGGCAAGGAGAAGAAGGCAAGGAGAAGAAGGCAAGGAGAAGAAGGCAAGGAGAAGAAGGCAAGGAGAAGAAGGCAAGGAGAAGAAGGCAAGGAGAAGAAGGCAAGGAGAAGAAGGCAAGGAGAAGAAGGCAAGGAGAAGGAGGCAAGGAGAAGGAGGCAAGGAGAAGGAGGCAAGGAGAAGGAGGCAAGGAGAAGGAGGCAAGGAGAAGGAGGCAAGGAGAAGGAGGCAAGGAGAAGGAGGCAAGGAGAAGGAGGCAAGGAGAAGGAGGCAAGGAGAAGGAGGCAAGGAGAAGGAGGCAAGGAGAAGGAGGCAAGGAGAAGGAGGCAAGGAGAAGGAGGCAAGGAGAAGGAGGCAAGGAGAAGGAGGCAAGGAGAAGGAGGCAAGGAGAAGGAGGCAAGGAGAAGGAGGCAAGGAGAAGGAGGCAAGGAGAAGGAGGCAAGGAGAAGGAGGCAAGGAGAAGGAGGCAAGGAGAAGGAGGCAAGGAGAAGGAGGCAAGGAGAAGGAGGCAAGGAGAAGGAGGCAAGGAGAAGGAGGCAAGGAGAAGGAGGCAAGGAGAAGGAGGCAAGGAGAAGGAGGCAAGGAGAAGGAGGCAAGGAGAAGGAGGCAAGGAGAAGGAGGCAAGGAGAAGGAGGCAAGGAGAAGGAGGCAAGGAGAAGGAGGCAAGGAGAAGGAGGCAAGGAGAAGGAGGCAAGGAGAAGGAGGCAAGGAGAAGGAGGCAAGGAGAAGGAGGCAAGGAGAAGGAGGCAAGGAGAAGGAGGCAAGGAGAAGGAGGCAAGGAGAAGGAGGCAAGGAGAAGGAGGCAAGGAGAAGGAGGCAAGGAGAAGGAGGCAAGGAGAAGGAGGCAAGGAGAAGGAGGCAAGGAGAAGGAGGCAAGGAGAAGGAGGCAAGGAGAAGGAGGCAAGGAGAAGAAGGCAAGGAGAAGGAGGCAAGGAGAAGAAGGCAAGGAGAAGAAGGCAAGGAGAAGAAGGCAAGGAGAAGAAGGCAAGGAGAAGAAGGCAAGGAGAAGAAGGCAAGGAGAAGAAGGCAAGGAGAAGAAGGCAAGGAGAAGAAGGCAAGGAGAAGAAGGCAAGGAGAAGAAGGCAAGGAGAAGAAGGCAAGGAGAAGAAGGCAAGGAGAAGAAGGCAAGGAGAAGAAGGCAAGGAGAAGAAGGCAAGGAGAAGAAGGCAAGGAGAAGAAGGCAAGGAGAAGAAGGCAAGGAGAAGAAGGCAAGGAGAAGAAGGCAAGGAGAAGAAGGCAAGGAGAAGAAGGCAAGGAGAAGAAGGCAAGGAGAAGAAGGCAAGGAGAAGAAGGCAAGGAGAAGAAGGCAAGGAGAAGAAGGCAAGGAGAAGAAGGCAAGGAGAAGAAGGCAAGGAGAAGAAGGCAAGGAGAAGAAGGCAAGGAGAAGAAGGCAAGGAGAAGAAGGCAAGGAGAAGAAGGCAAGGAGAAGAAGGCAAGGAGAAGAAGGCAAGGAGAAGAAGGCAAGGAGAAGAAGGCAAGGAGAAGAAGGCAAGGAGAAGAAGGCAAGGAGAAGAAGGCAAGGAGAAGAAGGCAAGGAGAAGAAGGCAAGGAGAAGAAGGCAAGGAGAAGAAGACAAGGAGAAGAAGACAAGGAGAAGAAGACAAGGAGAAGAAGACAAGGAGAAGAAGACAAGGAGAAGAAGACAAGGAGAAGAAGGCAAGGAGAAGAAGGCAAUGAGAAGGCAAGGAGAAGAAGGCAAUGAGAAGGCAAGGAGAAGAAGGCAAUGA
Messenger RNA from Schistocerca nitens (vagrant locust), 2850 nucleotides. RefSeq names its product trichohyalin-like. Bases 1 to 2850 code for a protein of 949 amino acids. The transcript has 2 exons. NCBI's taxonomy places the organism in Eukaryota, Metazoa, Arthropoda, Insecta, Orthoptera, Acrididae. The record is from RefSeq and is a predicted model, not a curated record.